GAAAACCACCUUAAGCACCCCAUUCCACAAAUCAUUAAAGUAAGAUGAUGAUUGAUUAUGAGUGUCCAUCUUCAACUAUAUAUAAAUGCUUCCUAGCUUGUGUCAAAAGAGCUACUACACCUUCAUCUCUCUAUCUCUUCUUUUUCUUCCACUAUAACACACACACACACUCACAAAUUAAUUCAGACAUAUAGACACCAAUGUCUACACUGACCCGUCUUUUUGAUCUUCCGGAACAGAUAUGUUACAUACAAUGUGGAUUCUGUAACACUAUUUUAAUGGUAAGUGUUCCAUGCAGCAGUUUGUCAAUGGUGGUGACUGUAAGAUGCGGGCACUGCACAAACCUCCUUUCUGUUAAUAUGUUGAAAGCUUCUUUUAUCCCUUUCCACCUCUUAGCAUCUCUUAGUCAUCUUGAGCCAAAAGAAAGUAGUCCAGAAGAAGAUGCUAACAAGACUUUGAACAGUCACAGUGCAUCCAUGAUGACCUAUUCUGAUUGUGAGGAAGAGGAUAUAAUUCCAAUGAGUCAUCAUGUUGUGAAUAAACCCCCAGAGAAGAGACAGCGAACACCAUCAGCUUAUAACUGCUUCAUCAAGGAGGAGAUUAAAAGGCUAAAGGCUGAAAAUCCUGAAAUGAGCCACAAGGAAGCUUUUAGUACAGCUGCAAAAAAUUGGGCCAAUUUCCCCCAAACUCAGUGGUGCAAAGGAGAUGAAGAGAGGUGUAGCCAGACAGAACAACUUGUUGAUCUUGACUCACUAGUGGACCCUGCUGAUGCUGAGGUCAAUGAAGAAGUUCAAGGUUUCCGUGGAAGAAAGGUGCCAAGAAAUUCCAUCUUGGAAACGACACAGUUUGAAUGAAGAAAGCUCAGCAUAUGUGACAUAACUAGCUAUAUUACUAUUUUCUGUCUUUAUGGUUUCCACUAAAUCAUUUUCCUAAUUAAGAAAAGAUGCUCUUGGUAAUGAAAACGAAUUAAGUAGGGUUGAGACUUGAGAGCUGACAAUUUGAGACUUUAGGAAGUGCUUUACAAUUGAUACUUUUAUCUGACACCUUUCCUUUCCAGCAUACCAGUUCCUUUAACUAGUCUUCAGGACCACAAAUGUUCUUUCUUUUGUUUUUAUGUUUUUGGUUUUCAUAAAUGUUCAUUUGUUAAGUGUUCCUUGA
Molecule: messenger RNA, 1158 nt
Organism: Glycine soja
Lineage: Eukaryota; Viridiplantae; Streptophyta; Magnoliopsida; Fabales; Fabaceae
Product: axial regulator YABBY 4-like
Exons: 7
Coding region: 201-854 (217 amino acids)
Biological process (GO): multicellular organism development; plant ovule development; cell fate commitment
Cellular component (GO): nucleus
Source: RefSeq, a predicted model, not a curated record